Messenger RNA from Silurus meridionalis, 10336 nucleotides. RefSeq names its product collagen, type VII, alpha 1 (gene col7a1). NCBI's taxonomy places the organism in Eukaryota, Metazoa, Chordata, Actinopteri, Siluriformes, Siluridae. Gene Ontology annotation, molecular function: serine-type endopeptidase inhibitor activity; protein binding. The record is from RefSeq and is a predicted model, not a curated record. The transcript is spliced from 121 exons. The coding region runs from base 316 to 9627 and encodes 3103 amino acids.
UGAUCCCCAUAAGGGGAAGAGAAGAAAAGAGGAGGAGAAGGAGGCUUAGCUGAAGGCACCCGGACAAGUCUGGGCUUCAGUCCCUGAAAGAGCAGCAGCAGUGCAGCUGAAAUAUUCGUGUAUAUGAAGCUGAAGUUUCUGCAAAGAAAAAAAAAACACAAAAAAGGAAAGAAAAAAAGAACCCUUACCUGGAUGAAGGUGCGCGCGCAGCACUCUCAGUGCUCACCUGUGUGAGAAGCUCGGCUCUGUGAGAGGAUUAUUGUUAUUAUGCUUCAGGACAGCUGAGGUCGAGUUUACACCUUUCACAGAGAAAAGAUGUGGCACCGGACGUUGGUGGCCGUAGUGUUGCUGUCCCUCCCAAACAGAUCUACAGCACAAGGAACGUGUAAUAAUGUCGGUGCUGCGGAUAUCGUGUUCCUGGUGGACGGGUCAUCCAGUAUCGGACGUACCAACUUUGCCCUUGUGAGGAGUUUCAUGGCAGGGAUUAUCAGACCCUACGCCACAGCAGUGGGAGCCACUGGUGUCCGAGUCGGAGCUGUGCAGUACAGCGACACUGCAAGGGUGGAGUUUACCUUCACUACGUAUCUGCGUGGCACAGAGCUGCUGAGUGCUAUCGAGAACCUCAACUAUAAAGGAGGAAACACUCGCACUGGAGCCGGGCUUAAGUACAUAGCAGAUAACUUCUUCAACCCCAGAACCACCAGAGAUGUGCCAAAGCUUGCGAUUCUCAUCACGGAUGGGAAAUCCCAGGACAAUGUUCAGGAUCCUGCUGAGAAACUGCGCCGCUUAGGAGUCAAGAUCUUUGCUGUCGGUAUAAAGAGUGCAGAUCAAAGAGAACUCGAGCUCAUCUCCUCACCUCCUCAGAGUGAAUUCACCUCCUUUAUUGAGAAGUUUAGGGAUCUCAGCUCUCUGCUGCCCAAUCUCUCUCCACGUGUCUGUUCGGCAUCUGGAGGCUCCUAUUCCAGUGACGAUGUCUUCAGCGGCCCGACUGACUUGAAGGUUGCAGAAGUAACCUUCAAUUCAAUCAGGUUCGAGUGGACAGCUGCAGGAGGACCUGUUAACAAUUAUUUGGUCCAGUACACACCACUGUCAGGUCUGGGUCAGCCUUUAACUGCAGAGCUGAGACAGGAUACAGUGUCAGCCAAUGAGCAGACCUACUUGGCACGAGACUUGCGCUCAGGCACGGACUAUUUGGUGUCGGUUAUCGCCCAGUACCCCAACAGCGUGGGCGAGUCCGUGUCUGCCAAGGCUCGAACUAGGUCCGUGCAGGGCGUGGCUGCUCUGCGGUUGGUACAGGCGGGAUUCUUUACUUUAGCUUUGUCAUGGGACCCUCCUUCUGGCUCUAUACAGGGCUACAGGAUCACCUAUGGACCCAGAGGCGAGCCCGAGUCCUUGCUGCGGGAGAAGACGCUUGGAGCCGAGGCCACAUCUGUAACACUGGACAGUCUCCAGGCGGACACUGAAUACAUUAUCAAGCUGUAUCCUCUCUACCCUCGUACUAACGUCGCACCCACUACGCUCACAGCCAGCACAUUGAGUUUACAAGGAGUGCAGCAGCUCUCUGUUGUUACGAUCUCAAACAGCAGUGUUGAAGUUCGUUGGCAAGGAGUGCAAGGCGCCAGAGGAUACAGGGUGGUCUGGGGCCCGUUCGUGGGAAGUGAUAUAGAGACUGUAGAGGUGAGCGGUGACAGUGAGGCUCACACUCUGGUGAAUCUGCGACCGGACACGGAGUACAUCAUCACAGUCAUUGCUCUGUAUAAUGGAGAAACAGAAGGGCCAGCAGCAAAUGCACGCUUUAAGAUAGAGCGAGCAGAGCAGCAGGUUUUGAGAGCCGAAACGACGGGACCUUCCAGCAUCCAGCUGACCUGGAAGUUCAUAGCAGCAGCCAGGGGCUAUCGACUGGAGUGGAGGAAAGAGGGAGAGAGCAGCAGGGUUCAAAGACAGACCUUUCCCCAGAGUACUACACAAUAUGAGAUAACAGGUCUUCAGCCCAGUACCGAUUACAUCAUAACUCUGUACACGCUGUAUGAUGGACGGGAGGAAUCCACACCAGCGAUACCUUUGGUUAAUAAAGUCACCAACCUGCGAGUGGUGGAGACAAGAGGACGCAUUGUACGGCUGGCGUGGACUGGAGUCGCCGGUGCGACGAAGUACAACAUCCUUAUUAUCAACAAACAGUCUGGGUCGGAGGUGAAACGUUCCGUUUAUGGAAAUCAGACGACGUUUGACCUUGUUAACCUUGUAGGAGGUGUGUCUUAUACUGUGAGGGUGGCUGCCUUGGUGGGCUACACUGAGGGACAUCCCACUGCCAUAACCAUCACACCAGAGUUUACAUCAGCACAAGUUCCGGACAAGGUGAAGAACCUGCGUCUUUUGAAUGUGAACAGUCGGCGGAUCAGGAUUGGAUGGGAUGCUAUCAGUGAGGCCACGGGUUACAGAGUCACCUGGAGACAAGGCAACAGUCCAGAGCAGUUCCAGGAACUUGGUGCAGGAAUCACUUCCUACACUAUAGAGCGACUACAACCUGACGAAUCUGUGGUUGUGGGUGUGGCCGCUCUGAUUAAUGGUCAGAUCGGGGACGUGGUGACACUCUCCACCAGGACAAACGGCCACAUUGGGACAGUCACAGGUUUGCAGAUUACUGACAUUGGUUCCACGUGGAUUCGCGUAUCCUGGGAUUCGGUAUCCAGAGCAACCGGAUACAAAAUCACCUGGCGGCGAAAUGACGGAACGGAAGACUUUCAGAUGGUACAUGCUGAUGUCAGGUCCUACACCAUCAGUGGGUUACAGCAAAGCUCUGCCUACAGAAUAUCUGUCUCUGCCUUGGCAGGCUCUCGUGAGGGACCAGCAGCCACUCAGAACAUCCAGACUGUUACAGACGAGGUCGUGGUCGGACCUGUUACAAAAUUACAGCACGAGGCUCGAGGAGAAGUGGUGAGAAUCACCUGGGUUGGAGUUCAGGGCGCAACAGCAUACAGGGUGCUCUGGAAGAGAUCUGACGGUGGACAGGAACAGUCUCAGCUGGUUGGUGGAAAUAUAACAUCAGUGGAUCUGAGGCAACUGGAAGGUGGAGCUCAGUAUGAUGUCCAGGUUGUGGCUCUGGUCCAGAAUAGAGAAGGACCCCCUGUUUCUGUCAAGGUCACUACAGGACCCCUGUAUGAUGAACGACCAAAGGAUGUGCAUGUUGAGCAGUUAUCUUUAGGAUCACUGCGUAUAUCUUGGAGAGCAGUGAGAGGAGCCGAUGGAUACCGAAUCUACUGGAGAUCCUCACAAGGCGAAAGUGAGACGAGUCGUCUGAUAGGCCGAGACUUGACUUCGUACACGCUGGAAGGACUCCGCCCCGGUCUGACUUACACCAUCCGAUUGGCUGCUGUGUUGAAUGGAAGAGAAGGUCCACCUUAUGUUAUUUCACAGUCUACUGCUGCACAGUCAUCUGUAACGAACUUCAGGGUAGUAGACGUUACCCAGAAUUCCGUAUUGCUGGCAUGGAACCCCGCACCAGGUGCCACCAGAUACACACUGCGAUGGCAGGAUGAAAGAGAUUCAGGUAGCAUCCAGACGCUCAAUCUGCCUGAAACGACCAGCUCGUUUCGUGUGACGAACCUGAGACUGGGUCGCCUGUACCGGUUUACUGUACAGCCCGUCUUCUACGAUUCUCCUGGGCUCGAGGCUGAUGUGGAAGAGCGCACAGUGUGUGUGGAUGGACGUUUGGACGUGGUGUUCCUGGUCCCCGCCACUCGUGAUCGCUCUGCUUUAGAGGAACCCGUUUUGUCCCUGCUUGCAAGUGCAGCUGGAUCUCUGCCCUCCAUCGGAGUCCGAGACUCACAGGUGUCUGUGGUGGUCUACGGCGAUGAGCCUAAAGCGCGCUUCCUUCUCAGUCGGCAUAGCAACAGCGAAACCCUUCUCAGGGAGAUUGUCUCCAUCCCAUUUACCGAACGAUCAGGAAAUAACAUAGGUCAGGCCUUGUCGUACACAAAACAGUUUGUGCUUAGAGAGAGUGCGGGUCGAAGAUCUGGUUUUCCAGGCGUGGUCGUUAUCAUUGCUGAUAGGAAAUCUGAAGAUGAUAUCCGCCGCCUUGUGACUGAACUUAAGGGGACGGGUGUGGCCGUGCUGGCUGUCGGAGUUGGGCGAGCAAACACGGAGGAGCUACUGCUGGCGGUUACAGACAGCAGCCCUCAGAAUCUGCUGCAGGCUCGGGAUGCAGAAGAUCUCUAUAGGCUCCAGGCUGAUCUUGCUGAUCUGCUCUGUGGUCUUGCAAGAGGAACUGUUGUACCGGGUUCUGGUUGUACUGUUCAGUGCCCUCCGGGUCAGAAAGGAGAACUAGGACAAAAGGGUGAGAGAGGCAGUGAUGGAGUGCCUGGGAGGAAAGGAGAGCCUGGUCGUGACGGCACACCUGGGCGUGAGGGCACCAGGGGACCCGAGGGACCCGCUGGCCCUCCAGGACCAUCAUUUAGAGGAGAAAAAGGAGAAAGUGGAGUUCCAGGUUUGCAGGGGAAUCCCGGACUUCCUGGUCGCCCAGGAAACCCCGGCGCUGCAGGACCUACUGGUGUGCAGGGAUUACCUGGAGUCAGAGGAGAUCCUGGCGAGCCUGGUAGUGCUGGUUUGUCCGGCUCAAAGGGACAGAAAGGUGAUCGGGGUGAGCCUGGAUCUGCCACCGGAGUCGUACCAGGACGUAAAGGAGAGCCAGGUCUAUCUGGGCUACCUGGUACUCCAGGAAGACCGGGCAUAGACGGGGCAAAGGGAGAAUCGGGAAUUCCUGGGGUGCCGGGGAAAGAUGGCCGCCCUGGAAUAGCGGGAACGCCCGGGCUCUCGAUAAAGGGUGAAAAAGGAAGUCGUGGCGAACCAGGCAUUCCUGGAGGGGGCAGUGGGCCAGCAAUUAAAGGAGAAAAGGGAGAACCAGGACGUCUUGGACUUACAGGUCCUCAAGGCCCUACUGGAUUGACUGGACAGAAGGGAGCCAAAGGAGAAUCUGGAGAGAGCAUUAAGGGCAGUCCAGGACCCCCAGGAGCAGGAGGAGAGCCGGGUGACCGGGGUCCAAGAGGUCCUCCUGGUGAAAUUGGAAGCAAGGGAGACCGUGGACAGGCUGGAGAGCCCGGCUCACAGGGUGACAGGGGUGAAAGAGGACCACCCGGUCCACCAGGGGAUAAGGGUGAUGUUGGUAGACCAGGGCUCAUGGGACCACAAGGCCCUCGGGGUUUGUCAGGGGCAAAUGGUCUUCCGGGGGAAAAGGGAGCUGAUGGAGCAAAAGGAGAACCGGGUGGUGGCGCAGGUUCACUUGGAAAGAAAGGAGAGCAGGGCCAGAAAGGAGCUUCAGGUCCUGAGGGUCCUCCAGGUGAAAAGGGAGACAUGGGGCAGAAAGGAGAUAGGGGUCUUCCUGGAAUAGGACUACCUGGUCUGCUUGGACCUAAAGGGGAACCAGGUGAUCGGGGGCUUCCUGGACUUGCUGGACGAAUUGGUGCAAAGGGAAACCAGGGUGAAUCAGGAGAGCGAGGAGAGGCGGGCAAUCCCGGGCCUGCAGGUCCGGCUGGACCCAAAGGGAAAGAUGGCCUAAAAGGUGACAGAGGAGAAGACGGAAUUCCGGGGGAAUCCGGCUUGUCCGGGAAGCCAGGAGAACGUGGACUCAGGGGUGUUCCAGGACUCCAAGGCCAACCUGGAGAAAAGGGGGACAUGGGUGAUCCUGGAGAGCAUGGACGAAAUGGUUCUCCAGGUCCCAUUGGACCACGAGGACAAAAGGGAGAUCAGGGAAUCCAAGGUCCCCCAGGACCCCCUGGAGAUGCGGGAGAUGGGGUUACUUUUCACAAAGGAGACAAAGGAGACAAGGGUGAGUCUGGUGACCCUGGGGAACAUGGAAGUAAAGGUCUACAGGGAGAAGCAGGAACACCGGGCACACCAGGAUUACGGGGAGCUGAGGGUCAGCGUGGACCAGUAGGAGCCAGAGGAGAUCCAGGAGAAAGAGGAAGUCCAGGAGAGAAGGGAGAAAGAGGAGCUGCUGGAUUGGAUGGACGUCCUGGUCAGGAUGGGAAACCUGGGCCACCUGGAUCACCUGGUUUAAGGGGUGAUCCUGGGAAAACGGGAGACCCUGGUAGAGAUGGCUUAGCAGGACUUCGAGGACCUCAGGGGCCUCCAGGACCUGUAGGACCUCCAGGGGCUGCAGGCACAAACGGAAAACCAGGAGAGGACGGAAAAGCUGGAUCUACAGGAAAACCUGGUGAAGAUGGCGUCCCUGGUGAAGAUGGCAGAAAGGGUGAAAAAGGAGAUUCAGGACCUCCAGGAAGAAAUGGUCAGGAUGGGAUCAAAGGGGAUCGUGGCAUUGCAGGACCCACUGGCCCCUCUGGUCCUGCUGGACCACCAGGGGUUCCUGGAAACAUUGGACCUCCAGGACAGGUGAUAUAUGUUAAAGGAGCUGAUAUAUCACCUAUCCCUGGACCUCGAGGACCACCAGGACCACCUGGACAACCUGGCAUUCCAGGAGAUGCAGGUACCAGGGGUGAAAGAGGACCACAAGGAACAAAAGGAGAACAUGGAGAUCCAGGAGAAGAUGGUUCACCUGGAAAACCAGGGACUUCAGUGGAUGUGAAGAGAGCACUUUCUGACUUUGGCAUCGAGAUCAGAGAUCUACAGGUGGUGAUGGAAAAGAAAGAUCUUCUGAUCAGGGAAACAGAUAAAGGAGCCAAAGGGGAUAAAGGAGAUUCAGGACCCCAAGGCCCACCUGGUGCAGAUGGUGCUCGAGGGUUUCCAGGAGAGCGAGGACAAAAGGGUGAUCAUGGUCAAAAGGGAGAGACGGGCCCUCAGGGCCCAACAGGUCGAGCUAUUGGAGAAAGAGGACCAGAGGGUCCUCCUGGACAAGCAGGUGAGCCUGGAAAACCUGGCAUACCUGGAGUUCCAGGUCGAGCUGGUGAACUUGGAGAGUCUGGCAAAUCAGGAGAUAAGGGAGAGAGAGGCGAGAAGGGAGAGAAAGGCGAGACGGGUAAGCCUGGGGUAAAUGGUGGAGUAGGACCUCCUGGACCUAAGGGUGACUCCAUAGUUCAGUCUGUUCCUGGGCCACGGGGUUUGCAAGGACCACAAGGAAUUAAAGGGGAGGAUGGUGCUCAAGGACCUCCUGGAACUAAAGGUGAACGGGGAGUAGCCGGUUUCCGUGGAGAGAAAGGGGAAAGAGGAGAAGUAGGAGAAAAGGGCAGAGAUGGCCUCCCUGGUUUAGCUGGGGAACCUGGAAAACAGGGACAGGAUGGAAAGCCGGGUUUAAAGGGCUCAUCUGGUGUCCCAGGCCCACCUGGAAACCCGGGAGAGCCAGGAAUUCGAGGACCAACUGGACCGACCGGUUUGAAUGGAUCUCCAGGACAACCAGGUGUGAAGGGUGACCAAGGAGAGGCAGGAGUAGGAGUUCAAGGCCCCCCAGGACCACAAGGCAUCCGAGGAUUGCCCGGACUUACAGGCACUCCAGGAGCUAUUGGGCCUCAAGGACCUCCAGGCCUGUCAGGACAAACGGGAGAAGGAGGAAAACCUGGGGUUCCUGGUAGAGAUGGCGUACCUGGAAAAGAAGGAACGCCCGGCUUACCAGGAAAGCAGGGAAUAGCUGGACCGGUGGGACCCCCAGGGACGAAAGGCGAGCAAGGUGACAGCGGGCCACCUGGAAAAUCGGUAGCCGGACCCCCUGGAGUGAAGGGUGAGCGGGGUCCUCCUGGUGAAACAUUGCCUGGAGUAGCAGGAGAAAGGGGCUCACCUGGACUGCAGGGUAUUAAAGGAGAUAAGGGACCAGCUGGAAUCAAAGGUGACAAAGGUGGAAGCGGUGACCCGGGGGAACCUGGUGAAAGUGGACAAAGAGGACCACUGGGGCCAAAAGGAGCCAAAGGUGAAGCAGGUGUCGGUAUGGUUGGUCCUCCAGGACAAUCUGGACCUGCAGGCUUGAAGGGUGAUUCUGGACUCCCAGGCUCUCCAGGUCCACCUGGAUCUCAAGGUAUAUCAGGAACACCAGGACUCCCUGGCCAAAGAGGAGAAGCAGGCCAGCCAGGAAAUCCAGGACCUUCAGGAGAGAGGGGACUGCAAGGCUUUGCAGGAAAAGCAGGAAACCCAGGGAUUGCCGGUAAUCCUGGACCGCCUGGACCUCCGGGGAGUGCAGGUAUACCUGGUCUUAAAGGGGAUAAAGGUGAGGUUGCUGUUGGAGUUCCAGGACAGAGAGGAGAGAGAGGAGAUCCCGGGCCUCGGGGAGAAGAGGGACGACCUGGAAUGGACGGAGAGAGAGGCCCUCCGGGAUUUCCAGGUGGAAAAGGAGGCAGAGGAGAAAAGGGUGAAGCAGGACCUUCUGGAGAUAAAGGAGAGAAGGGAGAAACUCUCUUGGUGGGUGGGCCUUCUGGGGAGAAAGGAAACAAGGGUGAAACAGGAGAACGAGGUGCAAAGGGAUUACAAGGUGAAAAGGGCACUAAAGGUCAAGAGGGACCACCAGGGGUACAGGGUCUGCGUGGAGAGGCCGGUGAGAGGGGGGCACCUGGGUUUCAGGGUGCCCGUGGUCCAGGAGGACAGAAGGGAGAAGCGGGAAUGCCAGGAGUUCCAGGAGAAUCUGGCACACCUGGAAAAGAUGGGCUCUCUGGCAUGAGAGGUGAGAAGGGAGAGAUCGGAUUCACCGGCAUGCGAGGACCCAAGGGAGACCGUGGAUCCAAGGGUGCGUGUGGACCAGAGGGACAAAAAGGAGAAAGAGGGGAUCCUGGAAUGAACGGAAGAUCAGGUUUACCUGGAAGAAAGGGAGAGGCGGGUGAUGUGGGAUCUCCAGGAGCUUCAGGGAGUCCAGGAAAAGAGGGUCUCGUCGGCCCUAAAGGUGAGCGAGGUUUUGAUGGUGUAAUGGGACCGAAGGGAGAACAAGGAGAAAAAGGUGAACGGGGCCCCCAUGGCAUCCCUGGACCACCUGGUUCCCGAGGUGUUGAUGGACCCCCGGGCCUGACUGGUCCUCAGGGACCUGCUGGAGUUAAAGGUCCUGAAGGACUGCAGGGGCAGAAGGGUGAACGAGGUCCUCCAGGCCCUACUUCGGUCGGCCCUCGUGGUAUCCCAGGGAUCCCAGGAGAAAGAGGAGAGCAGGGAGAAAUUGGUCUUGAUGGAGCGAAGGGAGAUAAAGGAGAAACCAGCAUGACGGAGGACGAGAUCCGGGCGUAUGUUCGCUCUGAGAUGAGUCAGCACUGUGCCUGUGGAGGUGUUGGAGAAAUUCCGACGCGUUCGGCAGUGCAGGCUUUCCGAAGUCGCUCGUCUGCCGAGCGCUCACUAGCCGACGAUUCGGGUCACGAGCUGCGUGUUCUGGUAAACACAAACGACCCAGAUUACGAUGAGAAUGUUUACUCUUUGGAGAACUACGAUGAUCCGGUGGAGGAGACCGUUGACUUUGUGCCCUCGACCAAUCAGAGCCAAGUGAGAAAGAAGAGAGAGGUUAAAGGUGAAGACCCGUGCGUCUUGCCGUUGGAUGAGGGUGGGUGCUCCAGAUACACUCUGCGCUGGUACUUUAAUUCUCAGGAGGGUGAGUGCAGACCCUUCAUCUACAGCGGCUGUGGAGGAAACGCUAACCGCUACGAACACAAAGAGAAGUGUGAACAAAGCUGCCUACAACAAAGCAGAGGUGCUCUGGGGUCGAAUAGUGAACGCUCAUGACGGGACCACACACACACACACACGCACACACACACACACACACACACACACACACACACACACACACACACACACACAGCACCAGUGUUCAGUGUUCUGACAUUCACACUCAUCUUAAGGUUCUCAUAUGAUGCGACUGUCCUCAAUUGUGCACAUUUUUUAUGCAGUUUAUAAUCCAUUACUACUUUUUUUUGUAUUUAUUUUGUUUAAGAAGUUCACCAUAUUCAUUUGUUUCAUUUCAUUCAUUAAUAACUCCAACGGGAUUAAGGACGUAUAUUUUUCGAAAUGCAUAUUUUCUCCUUUUGUUCACACAGAAACAUUAUUUUUUUAAGUAAAAGCAUUUUUAAACGGAUAUUUAAUGGAUGAGUGCAAUCCCCAGCACUCUCUAUUUACUUUAUUAAAAAAAAAAAACUGUACACCUGUUUAUUUAUACCCAAUCAACCAAUCAUGUGGCAGCGGCACAUUGCAUAAUGCAUUGGAAAGGGAAGGAUAUACAAACUCCUGUAAUCACUUCCUACAACCGUUGUAAACAGAGAUCACUUUAUUUCCUCAUUCUGAUGUUUGAUGUGAAGAUGAUGCCCUAUACCGCCCUAUAAGAUCUUCCCUACACUGUAUGUGCAUGAUUCUGUGCAGCUGCCACGUGAUUGGCUGAUCAGAUACCUGCAUAAGAACAGGUGUUCCUAAUAAAGUGGACGACGAGUCUAUAGUA